AUGGCCUCCGCGCGGCCGCCGGGCCGGGCCUGCGCCGCGGUGCCCGCGCCCGCGGGGCUCCGGGCCGGGCCGCCCGCCCUCCCUGCCGCCGUCGCCGUUUCCCCCGAGCCUGCGGGCGGCGCGGAGGCCGAAGAGCGCUCGCUGCAGCACAUGCUGCGCGCCAUAGCCGAGGAGCGCGGCCGCGUCAGCCUGCGCCGCGAGGUCUGCGGCCUCGGGCGCUUCAAGGACGACCGCAUCGCGUUUUGGACCUGGAUGUUCUCCACCUACUUCAUGGAGAAGUGGGCCCCGCGCCAGGACGACAUGCUCUUCUACGUGCGCCGGAGGCUGGCGUUCGCGGGCAGCGAGGCUGCCCUGGACGGGCGGAAGCUGGCGGAGGCCGAGCCGGAGGUAGAGGUGGAGGUGUACCGGCGGGACUCCAAGAAGCUCCCGGGCCUCGGAGACCCUGACAUCGACUGGGAGGAGAGCGUCUGCCUGAACCUCAUCCUGCAGAAGCUGGACUACACGGUGACCUGUGCUGUGUGCACGCGGGCCGAUGGCGGCGACAUCCACAUCCACAGGAAGAGGUCCCAGCAAGUGUUUGCGUCCCCCAGUAAGCACCCCAUGGACAGCAAAGGGGAGGAGUCCAAGAUCAGCUACCCCAACAUCUUCUUCAUGAUCGACAGCUUCGAGGAGGUGUUCAGUGACAUGACCGUGGGGGAAGGGGAGAUGGUCUGCGUGGAGCUGGUGGCCAGUGACAAGACCAACAUGUUCCAGGGGGUCAUCUUCCAGGGCUCCAUCCGCUAUGAGGCGCUCAAGAAGGUGUACGACAACCGCGUGAGCGUGGCGGCCCGUGUGGCCCAGAGGAUGUCGUUCGGCUUCUACAAGUACAGCACCAUGGAGUUCGUGCGCAUGAAGGGGCCCCAGGGCAAGGGCCACGCCGAGAUGGCGGUCAGCCGCGUGUCCACCGGUGACACGUCCCCCUGUGGGACGGAAGAGGACUCUAGCCCGGCCUCGCCCAUGCAUGAGCGGGUGACCUCCUUCAGCACACCCCCCACCCCCGAGCGGAACAACCGGCCUGCCUUCUUCUCCCCAUCCCUCAAGAGGAAGGGGCCCCGGAACCGGAUCGCGGAGAUGAAGAAGUCUCACUCGGCCAACGACAGCGAGGAGUUCUUCCGGGAGGACGACGGGGGAGCCGACCUGCACAAUGCCACCAACCUGCGGUCUCGCUCCUUGUCGGGCACGGGGCGCUCCCUGGUCGGGUCCUGGCUGAAGCUGAACAGAGCAGAUGGGAACUUCCUUCUCUAUGCACACCUAACCUACGUCACUUUGCCGCUGCAUCGGAUUUUAACAGACAUCCUGGAAGUUCGGCAGAAGCCCAUCCUGAUGACCUAG
Molecule: messenger RNA, 1371 nt
Organism: Rangifer tarandus platyrhynchus (Svalbard reindeer)
Lineage: Eukaryota; Metazoa; Chordata; Mammalia; Artiodactyla; Cervidae
Source: the annotation of a GenBank genome assembly